Nymphaea colorata (pocket water lily) is the source of this 3034-nucleotide messenger RNA. Its product is annotated as glutamate receptor 2.5-like. Gene Ontology annotation, molecular function: glutamate-gated receptor activity. The record is from RefSeq and is a predicted model, not a curated record. Bases 21 to 2918 code for a protein of 965 amino acids. Lineage: Eukaryota; Viridiplantae; Streptophyta; Magnoliopsida; Nymphaeales; Nymphaeaceae. The transcript has 5 exons. Gene Ontology annotation, cellular component: plasma membrane.
GCCCUCCAAGUAGAUUUCUAAUGGGGCUGCCUGCUUCGGAGCCAAGGCACCACGAGUUCUUCCUAGAACGCACGACAUUGGGUUUCCAGCCUCGCCGGAGGAGGACGGAGAUGCAACUUCUAGUGGGUUUUCUCCUCGUGCUGAUCUCCAGCUCCCUGCCGCACCUUUGCUCCUCGUCGGCUGUUAAUCCAUCGGCGACAGAUGUGAAGGUCGGUCUCAUUCUCGAUUCCGAGAAGUUGGGAGGCAGAAAUAUUGGCUUAUGCGUAGACAUGGCCAUGGAGGAUUUCUACUCCAACAGCAGCAGCCACUCCAAGCGGCUCGUCCUACAAAGACGCCCAUACAACAGUGACAUGGUUGGAGCGGUUUCUGCUGCCACUGAUCUUCUGGAGAACGUCGAGGUGGAAGCAAUUCUCGGACCGCGGAGUUCCGGGGAAGCGGAAUUCGUGGCCAAACUGGGAGACAGGGCUCGGGUUCCCGUCAUUUCCUUCACGGCGACGAGCCCCUCCUUGUCUUUGGACAAGGAUGGCUACUUCCUUCGAGCUGCGCAGAGCGAUGCGAACCAGGUGGACGCCAUAGCGGACAUCGUGAAAGCUUACGGGUGGGGAGAGGUCGUCCUCGUUUACGAAGGCAGCGAGUUCGGGAGGGGAAUGAUCCCCUACUUGACGGACGCGCUUCAGCAGAUGAACGUCAAGGUGCCCAGCAGAUCCAUCCUUGCUAAUAGCCAGAGUGAGGAUCAGAUCAAGGAAGAGCUCUACAGGCUGAAGGGUAUGCAGACUCGAGUCUUUGUGGUGCAUAUGGGAUGGGCACCUCUGGGGAGGCGACUUUUCAAACUGGUGCGUGAGUUGGAGAUGCUGACCGAUGGGUACGUUUGGAUCGUCACGAAUGGGAUUGGAAAUCAGCUGGUUUCGUUAAACCCGUCGGAAAUUGCUUCCAUGGAAGGGGUGUUAGGCUUGACAACCUUCGUGCCCAAGUCGGAAAAGUUGGACGAUUUCAAGGUGCGAUGGCGGCAGAGAAUCUGGUCCAAGUCCAACCUCACCCACGUUGAAGAACCGCCAUGGGAUCCCGACAUCUUCUGUUUGUGGGCAUAUGACACCGUCUGGGCCCUGGCUUCAGCAGUAGAAAGAACAGAAGCCGGGAACAUCAAGCACCACCAACGUGGAAACGGCCGCUCCAACUCGACGGGAGUGUUCGGGAAUUUGGGAGUCUCCUCAACCGGGCCAAGCAUAUUGCACGAGAUGCGACGCAAUCCAUUGCAAGGUUUGAGUGGUGAUUUCGAUCUCCGAAACGGGCAGUUAACCACCGAAGACUUUGAGAUACUGAAUCUGAUCGGACGUGGAGAAAAAAGAGUGGGGUUCUGGAAGAAGGCGACCGGACUCUCAAGAACCGGAAAGGUGGACGGCGGACAGAAGGAUUCCAGUCUUAAGACGGUGAACUGGCCUGGUGGUACGACGGCGACGCCGAGAGGGUGGGAAAUUCCAACCAGCGGGAAGAAACUGAUAAUAGGAGUGCCGGUAAAGCUUGCGUUCACCGAAUUUCUGAAGAUCCAGAGGAACCCGACGGACGGCAGCACGGCCGUGGAGGGUUAUUGCAUAGACGUUUUCAAUAUGGUGUUGCAAAACAUGCCGUACUAUCUGCCCCAUAAGUUCGUCCCUUUUGAAGACGCCGAAGGGAAGCCCAAUGGAACUUACAAUGAACUUGUCUACCAAGUUUUUCUUGGGAAUUUCGACGCAGUGGUGGGUGAUACGACUAUCAGGGCAAGCAGAACCAAAUACGUGGAUUUCACGUUGCCCUACACGGAGACUGGUGUGUCCAUGAUUGUGCGGAUGAAAGCCGGAAGGAAGUCGAACCCUUUCAUAUUCUUGAAGCCAAUGACGGCCCAGCUUUGGGUGGUCAGUGGAGUUUUCUUUGUCUGGACUGGUUUGGUGGUAUGGAUUUUAGAGCAUCGAAUCAACGAUGAGUUCAGAGGACCUCCCUUGAAGCAGUUUGGCUUGGUCUAUUACUUUGCCUUCUCCACCAUGGUCUUUGCUCACAGGGAGAAGCUCCAAAGCAACUUGUCCCGCGUUGUAGUGAUCGUGUGGGUGUUUGUGGUGCUGAUACUGACGCAGAGCUACACGGCCAGCCUGACCUCCAUGCUCACCGUGCAGCAGCUCCAGCCCACCGUCACCGACAUUCAAACUCUCCUAAGAAAUGGGGAGAGCAUUGGUUACCAGAAUGGAUCGUUCGUCCGCGACAUGUUGAUCGAUCAACUGAAUGUUCCCAAAAAUAAACUCAAGGCGUACAAUUCCCCAGAAGAAUACGCAGAUGCACUCACCAAUGGCAGCAAGAAUGGUGGCGUUGGAGCCAUUUUCGAUGAAAUCCCACUCAUUAAGCUCUUCCUCGCGAAAUACUGUGAUGGCUUCGCCAUGGUUGGACCUGUUUACAGAGCAGAAGGAUUUGGCUUCGUAUUCCCGAAAGGUUCGCCCUUAGUUUCUGAUGUUUCGAGGGCAAUACUGAACGUUACGGAGGGAGAUAAGAUGAUGGAGAUCAACAAGGCACUUUUUGGGAACCAGACUUGUGUAAAUGCGGGAAGAAAAGUGGAAUCUGACAGGUUGUCCGUCACCCGUCUGUGGGGACUCUUCCUCUUAACAGGGACAACUUCAUUGAUGGCGCUUCUUGUUUUCUUCCUUCGUUUCUUUUACAACUAUCUCAAGACUGUUAAGGUUGAGGACACUUUCACAGGGCCGACGACUUGGCUGCAGAGAGUAAAAGCAGUCAGAAUGAACACCAUGUUGAAGCACUUUGAUCAGAAGGACAUGUCUUCACACACUUUCAGAAACACGCGAGAAGGAGGCAGCAGGAGAGACAUGAGAAUCCAUCCAUUGAGCAUUCCAAACAGUGGUGAAGAACCUCCUCAUGAUAUUGUAAUUGCCUCCGCUUAGCGAGAUAUUCCCAAUAAUUGGCCUAUUACAGGAAAUAACUUGCAGCUUGUGAGAUAGCGGUAGGUCGUAUCGUUGUAAGAUGUGAUCGUUAACUUUCCAGUUUCCUAAUUGCCAGA